Tribolium castaneum (red flour beetle) is the source of this 2344-nucleotide messenger RNA. It is a transcript of the gene Neurochondrin, whose product is annotated as neurochondrin. The transcript has 2 exons. The record is from RefSeq and is a predicted model, not a curated record. Lineage: Eukaryota; Metazoa; Arthropoda; Insecta; Coleoptera; Tenebrionidae. Gene Ontology annotation, biological process: regulation of neuronal synaptic plasticity; neuron projection development. Bases 50 to 2233 code for a protein of 727 amino acids. Gene Ontology annotation, cellular component: dendrite.
CUUCGCAUGCAAGCGGCGCAGUAGUGCGAGGGGCCUCCUGUGAGAAACAAUGGCGGGGCAGAUCUCCGAUGCUGUUAAAAAGUGCAUCAAUAUUCUCAAGAACACCAACAGCGAUACGGAGAAGUUCGCCGCUUUGUUUAUGGUCACCAAGUUGGCCAAAGGUAAAGACUGCAAUGCCGUGGCGAAGAAAGCCAUCUUCGAAGCGAUUGGUUUCGAUUUCAUCAAACGUCUUCUUCUCACCGAUGACGUUCCCGUCGAUUGCCCACCGAACAUCUACAAAUCGGUGGCUCUUUCAAUCCUCACCGUUUUUUGCAACGAGGAGGAGUUAGCCACUCACCCUGAAAUGUUAGUUAACGUCCCCGUUUUCCUCGACAUUGUUAAAAAAGCCGACGACGAGGAUCUCAUGUCGGUUGGAGAGACAUACAACUGUCUCAAGGGCAUCGCUAGUUACCCCCCUGGGCAACAGGCCCUUAUCGAAGCCGGAGGUAUCGCAAAGCUGAGCGAGAUUUACUCCCAAGGGAGUUUCCAGUCAGACGAGGCAUUGAACAUUUUGGCCGUUUUAGUCGGCAAUUUGGGAAUAAAAAGCUGGGACGAGGAUAAUCCACAAACUUUUCAUAAUUUACUUAAUAAAAUCGCAGUCGAUUUCGAAACAGACCACGAUAAACGAAAAUUCGAGUUAUGCCAAGUGCUUAACGCCUUGAUUUUUAAUUGUCCGAAGAAGAUUGUGAACAGUGCAGAUAAGGAAACCUGGCCUAUGAGUCUCUAUAAGGGCCUCACUGAUAUACUGCAGAGUAAAAUUGGACCACAGCAACGCAAUCCGGCUUUAAUUUUGGCAUCGAGUGUUUUGGAUGCUUUGGGAGUCGAGUGGGCUAUGUCCGAUGAGGAGAAACCUAAACAGUUUUUCUUACUCUUGAUACAGUUGGCAGCAAUUGAGGUCCGAAUGCAACUUGAUGGCAAAAGUCUCAAAGCUGCAACCGCCCAAAGGAAUCUUGUAACGGCUUGUUACAUUAUUCUAGAAUUGUCAAUUAAUUAUAUUUCGACGGAUCAGUUGGACUUGGAUCAGAAGGAGAAGCAGACACUUUAUACCGGUUUGAAGGGAGCAUUCACUGCUAUUAUAAACCUACUGUUAAAAGUGGCCGCUGAUAAGAAUAAACCUUCUGGCGAUGAAAAAUGGUUUGUUUAUGCUACCAUCAGAGUUCUGGCAGCUUGGUUGGCUCAAGAAACCUCCGCGUUACGCAUCCAGGUCUACCAACUCCUACCGUUCAUUCUCGAAAUCGCCAAUGAAAGUUUCAAUGCGCAUAAGGCGAAAAGAGUUGCCGAGAAAGCAGGGAUUGAAAGUGAAACAAACCCUGCCAAUUCUGUGGAUAUUUUGCGAAUUCUUCUGCCAGGUCUUUGCCAUUUGGCCGUGGAGGAUGCAGCACGUGCCAUUAUCUUGAAACACCAUGAAGAUAAAGUUCUCUUCGACUUGGUGCAGUUUCACUGGAGCAUCGUUCAUUAUAAACGUCCACCGGUUCCACGAUCCGAACGUCUGAAAGUUCUAAAUCAACCAAAACAGGAACUAUCGCCCGAACUUUUGGCCGAAAUGCAAGACUCCAGGACUGCCAUGAUCAGCGCCUGUAACGUAUUGAUGAAUCUGACUGUGCUGGAAACGAAAUACGUCGAAGAGAGUGAUGUUUUCAACGAUUUGCUUAAAUUUAUUUUUGAGAAUUUGCCGGAGUUGAAGGAUAUUCCCGAGAAUCUCGUUCUUCACGGGAAUUUGGCCGUGUUGGGGCUUUUGUUGCUGAAGCAGCUCUCGAAUAAAGUGAAGAAGAAUGAUUUUUCGAUCUGUCGUUACAUCCAGGCGACUAUUAGGUUUUUAUGGGAUGCGUACAUCAUUGAUGAGUCAAAUGACCCAACCGCUUUGGUUGUGUCAAUGGCGUACAAAGAACACUGGAUGGAGCUUAUGGAACUCUGGUUUUUGGGAAUGCAAACCAUGUCAGGCGUCAUCGCCCAAAUCCCCUGGAUUUCUGAAUUUGCGAUUGAAAGCGGUUGGGCCGAAGGCAUCGUCCAGACAUUGAAGAAAGUCAAAAUCGGGACUCUCCCACCAAACGUUAAAUCAGCUUAUGAAGAUUUCCUCUGCCACUUAGUCGACGCCAACGAGAGUGUUACCGAUGUUUUGAAGAAAGCUGAAGCUUUGAGGGUUUGCCGGAAUCACAGACUGAUGGAAUUAGGAAAGAAGUUGUUCGGGGAUUAAACCUGUGCGUUUGUGCUUUUAAUGCAUUUUUUGUUUUAUUUUUGGCGCUGAUGAUUUUUAUACGAAGUAAUCGAUUUUGUAUUAUAUUUAAAUAAAUGUAUUUGUCGACGA